Messenger RNA from Strigops habroptila (Kakapo), 2649 nucleotides. It is a transcript of the gene SKAP2, whose product is annotated as src kinase associated phosphoprotein 2. The record is from RefSeq and is a predicted model, not a curated record. Lineage: Eukaryota; Metazoa; Chordata; Aves; Psittaciformes; Psittacidae. Gene Ontology annotation, cellular component: cytoplasm; plasma membrane. Bases 198 to 1208 code for a protein of 336 amino acids. Gene Ontology annotation, molecular function: protein binding. The transcript has 13 exons.
GCGGGAAAAGCAUCGCUAAGCCCCGCCUCCCGCGGCGUCAAGCUCCACCCCCCGCGGUAGGAAGCCCCGCCCCCGUGGUUAGCGGCUGUGUCAUUGCGGCCGGGGGGCGGGGCCUCCGCUUCCUCCCCGGCGGGACUGGGACUGGCACCGGGGCGAGUCGUCGAGUCCUGCCCGGGGUGUCCCCGGCUGCCCCCGCCAUGCACGGCGCGCUCGCCAUCCCCGACGAGGUCUGCAGCCUCCUCGGAGAUGUUGACACAUUUAUUUCCCAAACACUAAAAGGAGAAAAUCUAUCCAAGAAAGCAAAAGAAAAAAGGGAAGUUCUUCUUAAGAAGAUCAAAGAUGUUAAGGCAAGAUAUCCUCAAGAAUUCCAGGAUAAAGAAUUGGAAGAUGAGGAACAGUCUGAGCUCUCUUUUUCUUCGCCUCCUGAUAGUGUCUCAAUAGCAUCUGAUCGAUAUGAUAAAGAGGAUGAAGCACCUUCUAAUGGGCAUCAGUUUCCUCUUAUUGCAGCUCAGGAUCUUCAGUUUGUUCUGAAAGCUGGAUACCUGGAAAAACGCAGAAAAGACCACAGUUUUCUUGGCUUUGAAUGGCAGAAGCGUUGGUGUGCUAUCAGUAAGACGGUCUUCUAUUACUAUGGAAGUGACAAAGACAAACAACAGAAAGGUGAAUUUGCCUUAGAGGGCUACACCAUCAGAAUGAAUAAUAGCCUUCGGAAGGAUGCAAAGAAAGAUUGCUGUUUUGAAAUCUCUGCUCCUGAUAAGCGCAUUUAUCAGUUUACAGCUGCCACUCCCGAAGAAGCAGAGGAAUGGGUACAGCAAGUCAAAUUUGUGAUUCAAGAUAUAGAAUCUAAUACUAUUCCUGAGGAAGAGGAUUAUGACGAUGUUUGCCAUGUGAGUGGUGAAUCAAUAGAUGAUAGCAUUUACGAAGAAGUUAAAGAAGAACAUAUUCCUUCAAAGGCUGAAGUGCCAAGAAAACUGAGCCAGGAGAAAGUUACCACUGUUUCAGAUAACAAAAAUACCGAUUACGCCAAUUUCUAUCAAGGUUUGUGGGACUGCACAGGAGAUGUACCUGAUGAGUUGACAUUUAAACGUGGUGACGUUAUCUACAUUCUCAGCAAGGAGUACAAUAGAUUUGGCUGGUGGGUAGGAGAAAUGAAGGGAACCAUUGGCUUGGUGCCUAAAGCCUACAUAAUGGAGAUGUAUGAUAUUUGAGAGGCCUGGGAGAAAUCUGCACUUGGGAGUGGUGUGCAGCUGCAGUUUACAGACCUGGCCUCUGAAAGAAGAAGAUUCUGCCGUACAUGUUCUGUGGUUUCAGUGAAUGUAGUCAGAUUGUUGCCUUGUGUAUAUUAAACAUUAAAAACUGUAACUGAUCAUAAUUCUGAGGAAAUGUUCUUCUUUGUCACUUUUUAUAGAAUUGUAAUGCUAAGAAAUGAAGUAGAGGGUAAUUAACAUAUGGGGCACAAACAGCCAAAUAGUGCCUGUUGCUUUUUCCUUAAGCAUACUAGCAGCACUCUGUAUAGCUAUGGGUUUGUGUUCUUUCAGGGAAUUUCCUCAGAUUUAGAAAAAUUAAGCUGAACUUUGAAAGUAGAAAACUAUUACUCAGUUUAUGUAUGCAUUAACCUUUUAAUACUCACUGUACAUUUUGUGCAGUUUCCUAGGAGAAUCAAGCAAAAUUUAUGUGUAAUAUUGCAAGUCUUCAGGGUAUUCUGUUUCCAAAUGUUCUUGUAUUUUGCUUUAGCCAAUGAUUUAUUUUUCUCAUAUAUUCAGUAUUGUAUUGUUAAUUAUUAUUUCGUUACCACAAAAUGAAGCCUUGGUUCUUUUGCUGAUGUAAUAAAUCAGCCUGUGUGGUAAUACUACCCUGAUACCAUUCUGAUUUGGAGAUAUGAGUGAUGUGAAAAUUUAUAAAAAAGAGAAUAUAUUAAACCCCACAAUUUUUGAUAAGUCAACAUGAGCUAAAUGGCAGGUAAGAGUGGUAAUGUGAAAUAUUUUCUCCAUACCUUACAGAUACCUUCACAAUAAAAUUCGAGUACCUUGUUGAUAGGUGGAAUUUCUGAUACAAGUUGUGUGCAGCAGACAUCUUCAGCUCUAUGUGGAUUAUUAAUAGCAAUCUGCAGUCUCAGUGUCAAAUCUGGCACUUUGUGACUAAAAGCAUCAGUUUUAACAUAAAAAAGUACACUAAAAUACUGUCACUUGUGGAGAAGGGGUUGGGCAAGUCAGAGUUAAUACUUUAAAUACUCUUGUUUUGGAGAUGGGCUUUGCUUUUAGCAUGCAAGAUCAACUUUUUUGAGUCCUCCCACACACUUGAUUUGUGAGACCCUUAAUCUGCCAACGAGGCAGGUCAAGCCAGUCUGCGAAUCGCUGAGCCUGUGCAGGUCCCCUUGUAGUUGCUUGUGCUGUUUACGCUUCAGGCGGGCCCUGGAAACACUGUGGGUUAAAAGGUAAUGUUAGUCUGAACUCAGAAUUAGAUCCUUUCGGUAAACUGAGAUGUUGUGCUUUAUGUUAGCUAAUGUAUGAUACUCGAUGGUACGCUGGAUUCUAAUAGGAGUCAGACAAGGUGCAGAGUCUUGCUGUAAUUUUUUAAAAAAGAAAUAGUCGUUGAAAUUGAUUCUGUACGUUAUCAGUGAAGCAUUAAAAUGAUAGAUUAUGCUCUUCA